Rotaria sp. Silwood2 is the source of this 1020-nucleotide messenger RNA. NCBI's taxonomy places the organism in Eukaryota, Metazoa, Rotifera, Eurotatoria, Philodinida, Philodinidae. The record is from the annotation of a GenBank genome assembly.
AUGUCUCUAAGUGAAUUGCCCGAUGUUGCUUUGAUAAAAAUUUUUCGUACACUUGAUCAUAUAGAAUUAGUUCGUCUUUAUCAUAGUUUUCAAACAUCGAAACGUAUACAAAAUUUAAUACGUAAUUGUUCAUGUUUAUGGAUAAAUAUUCAUAUAAAAUCGACUGUUGAUUAUCAUUUAUUUACCUAUUUUUGUCGUUUAUUAAUAUCAAAUGCAUUAACAAUUCGUCAAUUAAUAAUCGAUGAACUUGAUUUAACAUGUAGAAAAAUUCUUUAUGAUAAUGAAUUUUCUUUAAAAAAAUUUUCUAAUCUUGAACUAUUAAUUAUACAUGAUGAAUACAUAUGUAAUACAUUAAAAUCAUUAAAUUUUUGUUCAUUAUCAUUAAAAAUUUUACGUUUAACAAAUGAUCAUAUAAAUUUACAUCAUAUUAACAAUUUAAAUCAAUUAAAUACUUUACAAUUAACAUUUUAUUCAAUAGAUAUUCUUCAUAAUAAAUUUGAACAAUUAACAAAUUUACAUUUAAAAAUAAUGUUUGAUUAUGAUCAUAAUUCUCAUGAAAUAUUUUCUCGUUUACCUAAUAAACGUUUACAAAUUUUAACAUUAAAAUUUCUUUUAUUAAAUAAUGAUUAUAAUUUUUUAAAUGAAUUUAAUCAAUAUUUACAUUCAUGUUCUUAUCUUCAUACACUUGAAUUAUCAUAUCUACAUGGUAUGUGCCCAUUAAGUUUAUAUACAAAUAUAAAUUAUUUAAACUAUCAACGAAUUAUAUUGAUUAAUAUAUGUCAAUUAAAACAAAUGAAAAUUUUUAUUGAAUUCAAUCAAAUUGAUUUACCAUUAGAAUAUUUACAAUUUAACUCGACAUUAAAUAUAAGUCAAUAUUCAUCCUAUAUACAAAAUGAAUAUUGGUACCGACGUCAAUUAAUAUCUAUUGAUUAUAUACAAUGUGUAACAACAUCAAUGGAACUUUUGAAUGAAUUAAAUAUAAUUUGGUCAGAUAAAAAAUCAAAUAACACAAUCAUUUGA